This is a messenger RNA of Sciurus carolinensis (gray squirrel), 8409 nucleotides long. It is a transcript of the gene Cdyl2, whose product is annotated as chromodomain Y like 2. The record is from RefSeq and is a predicted model, not a curated record. Gene Ontology annotation, cellular component: nucleus. Lineage: Eukaryota; Metazoa; Chordata; Mammalia; Rodentia; Sciuridae. The transcript is spliced from 9 exons. Gene Ontology annotation, molecular function: transcription corepressor activity. The coding region runs from base 1 to 2556 and encodes 851 amino acids.
AUGAUGCAGCUACCAGGUGCCAAGUUCUCAGCUGCACGGAAGAAGCUUAUCUUCAACAGACUUCGCAGGGGUUACAGGGCGGCCACGCUGUCCUGGCUCUCCUUGUCGGGCCAUUCCGCCCUCCUCCGGGUGGCCUCCACUUCCUACCACCAGCACGGAGGGAGGGGCCGCGCGGUCCCCGGGGACCAGGUCUCGGAGCCCGUGUCCGCUGCCCUCCGCCGGGGAGCUCCGGACCCCAGCCGCCGGGCCGGGCCGCGGUCCCUCCCCACGACCGGCCGCCGCAGCCCUCUACCUGCCUCCCGGCCGCCCCUUCGCGGCCCCGGGCCGGGCGCGCCCGGAGGCCACCUGGCCGGCCACCGCGGGGCCCCGCCGCUCGGGCCCGGAGCCGGCCGGGGUGGCGGGCGGGCCCGGCGCGGCUCGGCCGGGGGACCGGUCCCAGGGGCGCGGCCCGGCCGCCGCCCCCGCCCCCCCGCCCCGGGGGCCGGGCCGGGCUCCCGGGGGGCGGGGACUCGCCCAGUGGCAGCAGCGUCCGGGCCGGCGGCGGGCGCGGGGCGGCUUCCUGCAGGCGGCGCCGGGGCGAGCCGUGGCCGGCUGCAGCCUCCGCCGCCGGGUCGCGGGUCGCGGGGGCCGCGGCGCUCGGGCCGCGUCCGUGCUCCCGGGCGCGCUGCGCGGCCGUCGCUGCUGCCCGCGCUCGUGCCGCCGCUGCCGCCGCCGCCGCCGCCGGUUACGCCAGCCCCGCCGCCGCCCGCUCUGAUUCUGCGCAUAGGAGGUACCGGGACGCGGGGCACGGUCCGGCCCCAGCCCGCGGGCGGAGGCGAGCGGCCGGGCGGGGCCGGGCGGGCCGGGCCGGGCCGGGCGCGAGCGGAGUUGCCGAGCCCGCGGCGGCGGCGGCGGGUGGCGGGGGCCGGGCGCGCCGCCCGCCGCCCCGCCGCCUCCCGCGGCGCCCGCCCGCCGCCUUUCUCUUUCUCUCGCACUCUUACUCCAUCCACUUCGCGGCCUGGGAGGGGAAGGAGGAAGCCGGGCGGAGCCGGCGGGGAGGUAGCGGUCCCGGGGAGGUGUUUCUCGCCCGACGAGCCGCCCCGAGUGCAGAAAGUACAGGUUGAAAGGAUAGUAGACAAGAGGAAGAACAAGAAGGGCAAGUGGGAGUACCUCAUCCGAUGGAAGGGCUACGGCAGCGCCGAGGACACGUGGGAGCCCGAGCACCACCUGCUGCACUGCGAGGAGUUCAUCGACGAGUUCAACGGGCUGCCCGCGCCCCGCGACAAGCGCGCCAAGGCGGGCAAGCAGCCGGGCGCCGGCAAGCUCCUGCGCGCCGAGCCCGGGCGCAGCAAGGCGGCCUCGCACAAGCGCAAGCGCAUCGCGCCGGCGCUGCCCAAGCCCAAGAAGGGCUGCGCGGGCAAGGCCCCGGGCGCGGGGGGCGACAGGGCCGCCAAGACGGUGUCCUACCGGACUACGCCCAGCGGCUUGCAGAUCAUGCCCCUGAAGAAGGCGCAGAACGGCCUGGAGAACGGGGACGCCGGCUCCGAGAAGGACGAGAGGCACUUUGGGAACGGGUCCCAUCAGCCUGACGUGGAUUUGGAUGACCCGGUGGGAGAGCAGGAUGCCGGCGACUGUGACGGGACCCACUCGGUGCUGGUGGAGAACGGGCUCGGCUCUGCACUGACCAAUGGGGGGCUGAGCCUGCACAGCCCCGUGAAGAGGAAGCUGGAGGCAGAGAAGGACUAUGUCUUUGACAAGAGGCUCAGGUACAGCGUCCGCCAGAACGAGAGCAACUGUCGGUUUCGAGACAUCGUGGUGCGGAAGGAGGAAGGGUUCACCCACAUCCUGCUGUCCAGCCAGACCUCGGACAACAACGCGCUGACGCCAGAGAACAUGAAGGAGGUCCGGCGCGCGCUGUGCAACGCGGCCACGGACGACAGCAAGCUGCUGCUCCUCAGCGCGGUGGGGAGCGUGUUCUGCAGCGGCCUGGACUAUUCCUACCUAAUUGGCCGGCUGUCCAGCGACCGGAGGAAGGAGAGCACUCGGAUCGCAGAGGCCAUCAGGGACUUUGUGAAGGCCUUUAUUCAGUUUAAGAAGCCUAUUGUGGUGGCCAUCAACGGGCCGGCCCUGGGCCUGGGUGCCUCCAUUCUGCCUCUCUGUGACAUCGUGUGGGCCAGCGAGAAGGCCUGGUUUCAGACGCCCUACGCCACCAUCCGCCUCACACCUGCCGGCUGCUCCUCCUACACCUUCCCCCAGAUCCUGGGUGUGGCACUGGCUAAUGAGAUGCUCUUCUGCGGGCGGAAGCUCACGGCCCAGGAGGCGUGCAGCAGAGGCCUGGUGUCCCAAGUCUUCUGGCCCACCACCUUCAGCCAGGAGGUCAUGCUGCGGGUCAAGGAGAUGGCGUCCUGCAGCGCCGUGGUGUUGGAGGAAUCCAAAUGCCUGGUGCGGAGCUUCCUGAAGGCAGUGCUGGAGGACGUGAACGAGAAGGAGUGCCUCAUGCUCAAGCAGCUGUGGAGCUCCUCCAAGGGCCUGGACUCGCUCUUCAGCUACCUGCAGGACAAGAUCUAUGAGGUCUGAAGGGCUCCCGUCACUCGUGCCCGUGCUCACGGCACCUGACUUCCGGCUCAGCCCUGGGCUCCGGCCCCCGGAGCCUGGCGUCGCCCUGGCCAAGGAGUUUGUCAAGCUGUCUCUGUUCCUUGGGUUGUGUCCAUUUCCUCGUGUCCUCUGGUUGCUCCUCAUUGGUUUGGUUUUGUGUAACAGUGGGAAAGGCGGCCUCCUGGCCUCCCACGCCCCUCCCCGCGGGUACAGGGCUCUCCAGGGCUGCGUCUUCCCAGAGCCCCGCCAGGCACCGCUGGCCUUUCCCCGCUUGCUGAAAUGCACCACCGUGUCCAGGAAUGGGAAGGCCACUCUCCCCAUCCUUCUGACUCAGGCUGUGUCUGCACAGUGCCUCUGAUUUGGAGAUGGGGCCCUCAUGGCUCUCUCUGGUUAAGUGUAGAUCUGGUGCCAGGGGACGAUCAAUCUUAGGGAAUUCACAGACCAAUGAGCAAGUGCUUGUGUAGACCUGACUUCAGUCUCCUCUCCAGUGCAAAUCUGUGUGACUCUUAGGGCUUGGUCUUAAAACCCAACCAAGUGAUUUACAAACCCAGAUAUUGUACAUUUAGAAAUGUUUUGUUAAAUAUAUAUUUUUAAAACAAUGUAAGUGGAAAUUCUGAUAAUUUAUGUGUAUUAUAUGUAAAGCUAGUUUUGCAAAAACAUGAACUACUAGGAAACUGUUUUUUUUUCCUUUAAUUGGACUUAUUUUAUUUAUUUAUUUCUGUUUAUAUAUUAUGAUGUCUGUUGUUCACACAGAUCUUAUUUUCAUACUGCCCUGGACCAAAUACCAUUCAAGGUUCAUGCCGUUUGGUGCAUUCUAGCAAUGAACCACAAGAAAUAAAACUCAGAGAGAUGACAACAGAAGGAUUUCUGUGGAUAAAAGUAGCAGCUCUGCGUCAGAUCCUCUGUGUGCAGCUAAACUCACAUUACGCUUGUUCUUUAGUCUUGUCCUUAGGAGAAAUCAUGGUGGAGUUUCCUCUUCACUCACUGUCUUUAAGGAGAUCAAGGGCUCUCUCUGCCCGAAGGGUCUGCAAACACACCCAGCCCCUCGUUGUGUGCCCUGAGAAAGGCUCGGGCGCAGGCCCCCCGGACUGGCAUGCUGCCUGGAGUGUUUUCCUCUGGGGCAAAGGCCUGACCUGGGUUCUAGAGACUGCUGGCUGUGUGCUUGGGGGAGACGAGAAAGAGUUCCAGGUCUGCUGACUCUCCGCAGUCUGAACUGUUUUGCCUCCAGCAGUUGGAUUGUUCUUCUUCCUAGUUCUUGACUCAUUCGAAGCAGCCACAACCAGGAGGAGGCCUCCCUGUCCCUAUGACCUGGCUGCAGGGCCUCCAGCAGUUCAGCAACUGUAUUUGCACCAUCCCACUGAAGACCCUGCAUCUACCACAGGGAGUGGGGUCAGGUCUGGGUUUCAGUUGGCCAAGAGGAAGGUGUGAACAUCAAGGCUGGAGGGGAGAAAAGGAAGUGUCUCUUUUUGGGGGCUUAACGAGCCUGUGCAGUCAGGUGGGGAAGCACCUGUUUUUGCCCCAAUGCCUGUUUCUUCUCCAGUGGGCUGGUCUCCUGUCUGCCUUCCCACAGCCUUUGGACCAACCUCAUUCUUGUAUGUUGUGGCAGAGAAUCUUCACGGUUGCUGCGUCCUCUGUGGAAAGGGCCCCUGGCUUUGUUUAGUUUCUGAUCAGGGUUGGUCGGUCACAUUCAGCAUCUACAGAAGCAGUGCCAGGUUCUCAUUGGAAGUGGAAGGUGGUAGAGUCUUUUUUGUAGAUGUCUAUCUUUGUUUCCUGCUGAAAGAACCAGAAAUGUUUGAACUUUGCACAUAUCAUCAACUCCAGACCUCAGGAGGCUCCGUAAUGAGGGGCAGGCCUGGGGAACCCCUCCCAAGGUGGAAGCCAUGCCAUUACCGUGUAGGUUCUGGCUGUGGUGGGGUGUUUUAAAGGCAGACCGUGUCUUGGCUGUUUGCAUGAAGCCAGUUCAAUUAGAAAGUUCCACCCCUUGUUCAAGCGUCAGUGCAGUCUGUUGCUGACUGAACCCCCGGAAUUUUCACUUUGGGGAUAGUUGUUUUGCCACUGUGUAGGUGAGAUCCAGGUAGCUUGUGGAAAUUGAUCUGGGAUGAAGGACACCAGACCCAUGGGCAUGUUGAGGUUUGUCCUAACAGCUCUCUUGAGAAUGGGGUUCAGAGUUUCAGUUUUUAUCUUGGACCCCAGAGUCCCUUCUCCACCUGUGGGAUCCUUUCUCUCCUCUCUCCCCUGCUUCUGCCCCACUCUCUACUCCUCCACGUCUGUCCUGCCCUAGAACCUGGACAGGUCUUUGAGGAAUGAUCACUGGUCUUGGACGCCCACCCCAGAAUGCCUUUGGGUUUGAAGAGUAGCCGUAGGUGGGGAGUCGAAGUGCCUGUCCUUAGUGGGGGACGGUUCCAGCAGCCCACCCCUCCCCGUCGGUCAGCCACGCAGAGGAGCCUUGCUUCCCACUGCCCCAGCCCAGGCCAGUUGACUCCCGGUGUCCUGUGUGGGGCAUUGGCACUAACAGCCCUGCCCCAGAGGACUCGUGAGAACUUCUGUCGCGGUCAGACCUCCUCAUAAGGAAGCCACGGCCUAAAGCGAAGUCACGCUCGCGGGUCCCUGCCCGCGCAGAAAUAAUGUCAGUGGGGAAAAGCCGUCCACAUUUCUUGCUCAGAAUGAAAUUGGGUAACGAUGAGAAGGAACUAGAGAAUCGAUUUUAAGUAGUAUUCUUGUUUGGUAUGGAUUAAACUAGGCUAUGUUCUCACAGAAGCAUGCAACACAUUUUCCCCAUAUGAAGUUUCGUGAGGUCAGAAAAAUAAUAGCCACAGUGGACUUGGAACAAUGCAGCUGCAUCUCUGCACAGCCACAUCUAAAAAUAGCCUUGACCGAGGGCUGAAUUACAUUUCCCAUUAUUAAUUGUUGGGUUUUGAAAAAACUAAACCCUUUAAGAACACUUUUAAAAAGUUUGUAAACUUUUUAAAUUUGGAAUUGAGUCACAUUCCCAAUUUUCCAAUCUAGUUUCUGUGGGAAUUUUUUUUAAACAGAGAAACAAAUAAGAACAUCCACAAAUCUUCCAAAGUGAAUAUUUAAAAUGCAGAAUUGCUUCUCUCCUGGGUUCAGACACUUGGAUCUAUUGUAUAUAUUAGUCUAGACCCUCUCACUAAUAUACACAGUAUUUAAGACUCUAAAUGAGAUUUCUUAAGUAUUUUAUUUUAUUCUCUGUAAAUGGUUUUGUAAACUCUUUAAAAAUCUACACUUUGCCUUUGUAGAUACAUCUUCGGGGGUUGUCUUGCAUGUAUAUUUUUGUUGUAGAUAAGUGUCGCUUAGUUCUUUCUGCAGAUUUUGGUUGAAAUGCUUACAGACUUUAAUACAGUAUAUAUUUUCAGAAUAUAAACUUUUAUAUUUCUGUGGUAAGUUAGGAUAUGCGUUUUAGGCAAUCUUUUCCAUUAUUAUCACUCGUUCUUUCAAAAAAUAUCAUACUGGUUUGGUGCCAAUGGGUUUGGUUUUUUUUUUUUUUUUUGGUCCUUUGUUAUUUUUGUUUUUGUUUCAUAUAAUGCUCUUACACUGUUAAAGAGCAGGUUGAUUUUCUUUUUCUAGAAGUCAUUGAGUUUGAAGUAUAAUUUGAAAAUGUAUUGAAUUUGUGAAUAAGCCUUACCAUUAGGAUCAGUAAACUUCCCAACCUUUGUGACUACGGAUGUAGUUUUAAGAUCUCCCCAUAAAUUCUCACUGUGUGGCGGUUUGAUGGAGUUUGUGAACAGAGCCUUAAGCUUGUUGCAAAAAAUAAAUAAAUAAAUAAAAGGGUAAUACGGGUUGUUUCCUCCACGUAAGCCAUGCUGACGGCUCGGUGCCGUCUGCAGCUCAUGGCCGAUCUGAAGAGUCUGGUUGCGUUGAUGGCGGCAGGGACCAGGUAGACUCCUUGGUGGUCAUCUUUGGCCAUGAGAUUGGACCAAGGAUGGGUUUUCUGGAGCCACUUGCAUGCUAUUCAUAGUUUAGACAUGGUCAUGGGGAGGGAGGGCUGCUGGUUCAUCAUCUAUUCUGAACAAAUGGCAUUUCCUGCUCCUGACCCUGGUGGUAGACCCCAGGUUCCUUUCGGAUGAACUGGAAUUGUCCAGUCUGACUGUGGUCAGCACUCCUUGAGAGAUGCUAACAAAGUUUACAUGUAAGUCUUACUGUGUAGACAAUCUGAAGUUGGUUUUAGUUACAUAAUCAGCAUUCCCGUGUGUUCCGGUGUCCCCUCAAUGAACUCUGUGUGUCGAGCCAUACUAAACUGGAGGUCACAGGCCAACUGGAUGCAGAGCGUACACACUGCAGCCCAGGCACUAGACCCAGGCAGCAGUCAUGGAGCGUACCAGCAGCAGGUCCACUGUGUCUGGGAUCUAGUAAAACCAGCUAGAAUUUUGACCUGAUUUUCAAGAUAAUAAAAGGUUACAGUUUCUUUGAUUGCCCACAGUUCACUGACUGAUGCUCCUUACCCACACUUUACAUAGGAUCCUGAGUUCAGGGCUGUUGUAUUUGGUUCAUCUCCAGUAAGUGUCAUAAAGUGACCUUUCAGCCAGCAGAAUGGAGAUUUGCCGAUAUGCUUUCCAUUUUUGCAGUGUGUGUGUCAAUCGGAAAAGCCGAUGUCUCAUGUUAAGCUCAGCUCUGACAUCCCUAUGUUGACCUCACCUCGUUGGCCCAACAUCUGGCCUGACGCUGGAGCUCAUUGACUUUGGGAAGUUCAGAGUGUAGAGUUUUCCAUCUAGUAUUUAAUUUGUCCCUGUGCCAUUAGUCCCAGCUUGAAGUCAUUUGCCAAUGUCUGUGUUGACAGGAUUGUGAAAAUAUUGCCUUUCAUAAAACCAAGGACCAAAGAUUCCAUUAGUCCAACAAAGCGCGAGUUUCAUGGAUUAUAGGCACAUCUAGACAGAGAUGUGCGAGCUCGAUGACUGGCACAGAGAAACCACUCAGUCCCCCAACCUCACGCAUAUAGAGGGACCAGUUGUCACACUGAGAAGGCUCUGAAAGUGGAGUUUCUAGGUUGAAACUCGCUAUCUCAGGUGGGUGUUUCUGCUGUGUAGUCUUGGCCUUUAUAUUCAUCUCAUAACCAGUGGGAAUCUGGCAUUCAGCCGGGUGAUCUGACCCGUGUAGAUUCCUCCAUUUGCUCCUGAGCCUCCAGCUUGGGUUUGGCCCUUGAGUCUACACCAUGUGUUGGGCUCCUGCGGUUUGCCAGAUUUCCAUCUCUUUGUUCUGCAUCAACUCAUUCCGAUUCCUGCUUGGGAGGGGAAGAAUUUUCCUCAGUUCUCACACCACAUAAUGCUCCAUUCUCAUUUGUGAUGAAAUCAUCGACCCAUUGACCAGUUGAGAAAUGAUAGAUGCUGAAGAAGUGCUAUUCUAUUGGUAAGGCUUAUUACCAAACUUCUGAUAAUGAAGCAGGCUACCAAAAACGUAUCCAGCCCACCCCAGGAGUGUUUGGGUUUGAUCAUGGAUGUACACACACACCAAAAUCCACGGAGACCUUUGCAAAUUAGACUACUCGUUUUAUUUUGCCCGAUUUUCUUGGGAGAGUCUUCAGCUCGCUCUGAAUAUUUGUACGUAUGAGUACUUCAUGGAGUUGUAAAGCAGGUACCGCUGACCCGUUCUCACCGCGUUGUAAAUAUUUCCCCAAGCUGGGUACAGUGCUGAGGGAUAAUAAUCUUCUGAUUUAUCCAAUGCUGACUGUCUAGAGCAAAUUGUACACUCUCUUUGUGAAUGGUCCUGUAACGUGUAUGAACACAUUUCUGGGUGCCUUAGAAGUUGUAUUUUUCAUGUGUGCUAAUAUGCAGUAUUUAUACAUUGUGAGAAGCUGCUUUGAAUAAAAAGGUUGAAACUUCG